AGAAAGUGAUAUGGGUAGUGGAGCAAGUGCUGAAGACAAGGAACUUGCUAAGAGGUCAAAGGAGUUGGAAAAGAAGCUACAAGAAGAUGGAGAUAAAGAGGCAAAGACAGUUAAGCUACUCCUGUUAGGUGCUGGUGAGUCAGGGAAGAGUACAAUUGUCAAACAGAUGAAAAUUAUCCAUCAGGAUGGCUACACAGAAGAAGAAUGUCUGGAGUUCAAAGCAAUCAUAUAUAGCAACAUACUUCAAUCCAUCUUAUCAAUCGUCAGAGCCAUGUCUACUCUAGGCAUAGAUUUUGCUGAUUCAGGUCGAGGGGAUGACCAACGGCAGCUGUACAGUUUGGCCGACUCAAUUGAAGAAGGUACCAUGCCCCCAGAAUUGGUGACUUGUAUAAAGAAACUAUGGCUUGAUGGAGGAGUUCAAGCCACCUUUGAUCGAGCAGCUGAAUAUCAACUCAAUGAUUCUGCUGCAUACUAUCUUAAUCAACUGGACAGAAUCACUGCUCCCAACUAUCUUCCCAAUGAACAGGAUGUAUUGCGAUCCCGAGUUAAAACCACAGGUAUCAUAGAGACAAAGUUCGCUGUCAAGGAUCUUAAUUUCAGAAUGUUUGAUGUAGGUGGGCAGAGAUCAGAGCGCAAAAAGUGGAUCCACUGCUUUGAAGGGGUGACCUGCAUCAUCUUUUGUGGCGCUCUCAGUGCAUAUGACAUGGUCUUGGUAGAAGACGAUGACAUGAACCGCAUGCAUGAAUCUUUGCAUCUCUUCAACAGUAUAUGUAAUCACAAGUUCUUUGCUGCCACUUCCAUCAUUCUUUUCUUGAACAAGAAGGACCUCUUUGAGGAAAAAAUCAAGAAAGUACACCUCAGUAUUUGCUUCCCUGACUACGAUGGCCCCAAUACAUUUGAAGAUGCAGGCAAUUACAUCAAGCUUCAGUUUCUUGAUCUAAACAUGAGAAAAGAUGCAAAAGAAAUUUAUAGUCACAUGACUUGUGCCACAGAUACACAGAACGUCAAAUUUGUAUUUGAUGCAGUAACAGAUGUAAUCAUCAAAGAGAACCUAAAGGACUGUGGUCUCUUCUAAGAUUACAGCUUUUUAAAAGAAAAAGGUAAUUGGGUUCAAUUAUCUGUUCCUAAAGUAGGAAUUAGGCAGUAAGUAUA
Molecule: messenger RNA, 1152 nt
Organism: Notechis scutatus (mainland tiger snake)
Lineage: Eukaryota; Metazoa; Chordata; Lepidosauria; Squamata; Elapidae
Gene: GNAT2
Product: G protein subunit alpha transducin 2
Biological process (GO): detection of chemical stimulus involved in sensory perception of bitter taste; adenylate cyclase-modulating G protein-coupled receptor signaling pathway
Cellular component (GO): heterotrimeric G-protein complex; photoreceptor outer segment; photoreceptor inner segment
Molecular function (GO): G protein-coupled receptor binding; G-protein beta/gamma-subunit complex binding; GTP binding
Source: RefSeq, a predicted model, not a curated record